Brassica oleracea var. oleracea is the source of this 1356-nucleotide messenger RNA. Its product is annotated as zinc finger BED domain-containing protein RICESLEEPER 2-like. Gene Ontology annotation, molecular function: DNA binding. NCBI's taxonomy places the organism in Eukaryota, Viridiplantae, Streptophyta, Magnoliopsida, Brassicales, Brassicaceae. Bases 1 to 1356 code for a protein of 451 amino acids. The transcript is spliced from 6 exons. The record is from RefSeq and is a predicted model, not a curated record.
AUGGACGUUGACAUUCAAGUUGAAGGAGAAGAGUGCCAGCGAACUCAAAACCGAGGGAAGGCCAUUGCUGUUGAUGCAACUUCUGGUGUCUCUUCUCAGUCAAAGAAGGUGAUGAAAGUCGUUGUGCCAAGGUCUGGUGUCUGGAAGCAUUUCACUCGAACCAAAGAAAGUCGUGACAGAUGCAUCUGCCACAAUUGUCAGAAGAUCUUCUCAUGCGCUACCAAAUCAGGAACAUCAAACCUUCAGAAGCAUCUGUCCAUCUGCAAAGAGUACCAAGCUUGGUUAACCAGUCAAGGUAUGAAUCAGAUGGAGAUCAACACUGAUGGCAAUCUGAAGUCAUCAGAAGUUGCAGAGUCUGUUUUCAGAGAGGCAUCAAAUGAGUUGAUUGUGCUAGGAGAACUGCCUCUUUCAUUUAUUGAAAGCAGUGCUUGGAAACACUUCUGCAGAAAGGUAAACCUCUACAAGCCACACUCGAGAAGGACUGCCACCAGAGACAUCGUUGAGAUGUCACAGGUGCAACUGAAGAAGCUUAUCAUAGGCUUCAAGUAUGUGAUGGACCACAAGGGUCAGACCAUCGCAACUGUGCUCUUGGAGUGUCUAGCUGAAUGGGGCAUUGAGAAGGUAUUUUGCAUUACAGUAGACAAUGCAACUGCUAAAACUUCUGCCAUUAGGAGAUUCCAUAGGGAUUUUAGUGAUGUUUCCCCUGAGGCUUUAGUUCUAGAUGGGAAUUUCUUGCACAUGAGGCUUAAUGCAUUUGAUCUUAGAGUCACAACUGGGAGAAUGAGUCGAGGUAGCUUACCUAUGGAUAUUAAGACUAGAUGGAAUUCAACCUUCCUUAUGCUGUCUAGGGAUCUUCAGUUUAGAACUGCAUUUGAUAGGAUGGAGGCAGAAGAUAGGUUGUAUAAUGAUUAUAUUUUGGAGAUGGAAAAUGGGGUUAAGAGGUGUGGACCACCUUCUUUGAGAGACUGGAGUGCUGUUGAGAAGCUCAAGAGGUUUCUGAUAAUCUUUUACAACAGCACUCUGGUUGUUUCUGCGUCAUCGACGGUGAAUUCUUCCAAGUGCUACGGUGAGAUAGUGACCAUAGAAAGAAACCUCACUACACUGGCCAACAGCUUCGAUCCUGAGUUGAAGGUGAAAGCGUCGGAGAUGUUGCAGAAGUUUCUCAAGUACUGGGAUGGUAUCAAGAGUGUCAACAGGAUGCUGAUCUUAGACACGGUUUUCGAUCCAAGGAAGAAGAUGCAAUUUGCAAAGUUGUGCUUUGAGAAGCUCUAUGAGAAGGAGAGCUUAGAGUCUAAAGUAAUGAUGAAAUCUGUUGGUGAUCUUCUUAGGUAUAUGUUUUAUAAUCAUGUAUUUUAA